Messenger RNA from Rotaria socialis, 825 nucleotides. Lineage: Eukaryota; Metazoa; Rotifera; Eurotatoria; Philodinida; Philodinidae. The record is from the annotation of a GenBank genome assembly.
AUGUCUGCAACUAUGCUUGCAUCGUACUGGGAUUGGAUCAUACCAUCUGUGAUUGUCGUUGUUCUAAUUAUUAUUGGUAUUAUUUUGUUUCUCUACUUGACAAUCAAUCCAAAUUUUGAAAUAAAGCAUGUUCCUGCAGAGCAAUUACCACUGCUACUCGCUAAUGCAAUACCAGCUUCUGAUAGAAAUACUCUAACGUCUGCUGCUGAUGGGAAUACUCGAGUUGUUGCUCCUGAUAGAAAUACUCUAAUGUCUGUUUCUGAUGGAAAUACUCCAAUUGUUGCUCCUGGUAGUAAUACUCUGACUGCUACUCCUAUCGACACAGUUGUCAAUGAUGGUUCAAUACUAUUUAAUAAAGCUAAAAGUGUAUGGUCUAUUAUCUCUAAAAAUGCGGCGACGACCGAUGUUCACACUAUACAUGGAAAUGUUUUACCUGCUAAUAUCACAAGUCCGUUAGAGCUUCAAUGUUGGUCGUCUUUGCCUGUUUCUCGUUCGUCUACUCUAACGAUUUGCAGUCGUUUAGGUGUACGUAUUCUUCGAUUUGAAUUUGAUCUCGAAUUUCUUUACGGUGGCUCGUUAAAUGGACGAGGAGCAUAUUUGGAUGGUAUUACUGUAACUCCAUCAUGUACGACUGUUGCCUGGUGUUAUGUAUUCAAUGCAAACGUUGAAAUAACAUCUGUCCGUAAUGUGGGCACAAGUGAUAAUCCAAUUGCUGCCGCGCAUGUUGAAUUAAAGUAUCAAUUAAAAGCACUUAGUCGCGUAGAAGGAACAGUAUCAUUUGAUGUCAAAGGGGAUGGACGCGUGGAUAUGUUACAUAUGAAAUAA